Molecule: messenger RNA, 789 nt
Organism: Chinchilla lanigera (long-tailed chinchilla)
Lineage: Eukaryota; Metazoa; Chordata; Mammalia; Rodentia; Chinchillidae
Product: keratin-associated protein 13-2-like
Exons: 1
Coding region: 37-564 (175 amino acids)
Source: RefSeq, a predicted model, not a curated record
CAGUUCCACUCAGCUGAACUCACAUCUCCUUGAAACAUGACCUACUGCUGCUCCUCCAGAAACUUCUCCUCCCGCUCCUUUGGGGGCUACCUGGAGUACCCACGCUCCUCCUGUGGCUCUUCCUACCCCAGCAACCUGGUCUACAGCACUGAUCUCCAGUCUCCCAUCAACUACCAGCUGGGCUCCUCUCUCUACAGUGGCUGUCAGGAGAACUUCUAUGAGCCCAGCAGCUGCCAGAGGUCCUGUGUGGUGUCCAGCCCCUGCCAGACGUCCUGCUACCGCCCCAGGCCCUCCACGUUCUGCAGUCCCUGCCAGACGACUUACUCUGGAUCUCUGGGCUUUGGGUCCAGCAGCUGCCGCUCCCUGGGCUACGGGUCAAGGAGUUGCUACUCCUCAGGCUGUGGCUCCAGUGGCUUCAGGCCCCUGGGUUACGGAGUCCGUGCCUUCCCUUCCUUUGGUUAUGGGUCUGGAUUCUGCAGGCCAUCCUACUCAGUUACUAGGAGCUGCCAAUCUCCCUGCUACAGACCAACCUAUGGAUCAGGCUUUUGGAGAUCAACUUGCUGAAUUCCAGAAUUUUUAAGCAACAUGUCUUAGUGUCUGCUUAGAGCUACUAUUGUGAGCAACCCUCUCUGUAUCCUUCCUCUGGUAUAAAGCACUGGCUGACAGACUAGAUCUUCCAAACUAUGAAAUUAAUGAAUAGAGUCAAAUAUCUGUCAUUUUCAAAAUAAGUGAUCAUUAAUGCUUAACUUCUUCUUAUGAAAUAUAUAUUUGAGCUAAUAAACUCAUUCU